UAUCGAUUGACUGCUUUUGACAAGGACUGGACCCUAGAUGUUAAACGAAACAAGUAUGUUUAUUGACCAACCUAUGUUACAUUUUUUCACUGAAUCAGACUCUUGAAAUAAAUAAGUAAGAAGGAGACGAAUAGUACUUGAUUUUGUUAUUCUAUUUUCAUGCUAUUAACAAGAUCUAUGGUUACAAGAUCGUUGAAAUUUACUUGCCUAUUCGUGUAUUUGUUCGCUAGUUGUUAUUUUCUUUUGUCCUUCAUUUCAUUUCUUAUGUCAUAGUUUGGCUCGCUCAUUUCAUCAUUUUACAUAAUAUUAUAUCUAUUUAUUUCUUUGUUUUCUCUUUUCAUUCACUUGCAGUCCCAUUAUGUUCUUAGGUGUGGAUCUGAUUCAUGUAUAUUAAUAUAUCAACAUGUCUCAUUAUUUUGCUUCUCCUUUAGAGAACUAAUUCCUUCAUCAUUCGCCGUUCGCACGUUCGAAAAUGAUGGAUCAGAGGUCAUACAAGAGGUAGAUAUAAGUUAUAGAAGAUAUUAGAAAACACAAGGUUGAUCAUACAGUCAUAAACGUUUGCUUCCAUGUGCAAAUCGCGUCAGAGCCUUUUUUGGACGAAAGCUUUUUCUACAAAUAAAAAUACAAAAUACAUUCCUCCUAAAAACACCAAGUAGUUGGGUUCUGCAUCUCUGUCUCUUUUGCUGGUUGAACAUCUGAAAAUAUCGAUGCUUACCAUCGCUCUGAUUCAGAAGGUAGCUAACAGCAAUUUAUGGUAUAAAUGCCAAUGCAAUCUCUCUCUCUGCCAGUUGAUUAAAUAUCGAUAACAUCAAACUCUAUCUACAUUAGCAAAUGUGUUAAACUUUUGGUGGUGAUCCGUCAAUUUAAAGGAGUAUUUAGCUUUAUAUAAAAGACAUUAGCAUGCUUGAAAAAAAUACGAAUUUCAGAUAAGAAGGUGGGGUGGGAGAGGAGUGAAGGCCAUCCAACAUUAUGUUCAUCGUAUGCAUUUCUCUCUCAGGAUGAUAACGAUCAUUGUCACUAUCAAGGCAUCAUACGUGGAAUGAAAGAUUCCCGCGUCGUUCUGAAUACCUGUAAUGGGUUGAGGUGAGGUUUUAUUGCUGGUUUACUGUAUGAUGCAUUUCAAGCAUGACAUCUUCACUAGAUAAGUUAGAUGCUAUGUACGUUUUACAAAUGUGAAGACAAAAAGCUCGUAAUAGCAAACAGGAUACUAGUCCAUGGAGUUUAUACUUUAUAAGAAGCGUGGAGAAAAGGCAUGACUUCUUAUCUUGAUUUGUUUCAUUUACUGCAAGCAGCCUGAGAGUAAAGAAACAAGGAAUUGACAAUGUUAUGUUGUGUCGGUUGCUAAUGCAUACACCAGGGAGCUUUUCAGUCGCGUGUUUUAAAACCAUCGUCAAAGCAACUAAAACAGCUGAUAAAAGUCAACAUCACUUUAAGCCAACGAGAACGCAAAGUAGAAAUAAGUACACUGUUUGAGGCGUCGAAAAACGUGAGUGAAUAACUCACUUUCAAUCACACAUCGUUGAAAGGAAAACCCAAUGAAAUGCUAAAUUGCUUCCGUAUUAAUUGAAAAUUUCUUGAUAUGGAAAUGAGAAAUAUCAAUGUUGUUUUUUCAGAGGCAUGAUAGGUGAUGGCCAUGAAACGUUUUAUAUAAUACCUGAGACUGGACACGAGGCAAGUUUAACUAAAAUACAAAUCGUAACAUCAGUAGAAUGUAGAAAAAGUGUACAAGAAUUUUCAUCACUUCACCUUCCUAUACACAACAUUAUGAAAAUUCUGAUUGUUUGUAUUGUUUUUGGCCAAUGCUGAUUGCUAUUUUCACGCUAGAUCUCUGUAGUAACUUAAGUUUUUAUUCAAGUGAAUUGCUUAGGGUUAGUCGUGUCGCUCAAAAUGUGCUUCCUUUUUACCUCGUUUUCUUUAAAAUCGUUAUUAUAUCAAAUUUCAGGGAAAUGGAAUUCACAGAGUCAGUAGAGCCGAAGAAGACGAGUCCCAAGAUAUCUUCCAUAAGUGUGGUAAAUCAUUUCUUUGCGAAAACAUAACAUUCAAUCGGUGCGCCUUUUUUUUGGCUUCAAAACUUCUUUAAAAAGGUUUCAUAUGUUGUUGUUUGCUAUUUGAAGAAGUUUACUGCCUCAGAAAAAUUCCCAACAGAUGCUGUACUCAUUUGUGAUGUCAUGUUUAUAGCGGCUGGUACGUUUGAUACUCACCAUUUUUUUCUUUCUUCAGGAAACAACGACACUCAAGCAGACUCCCAUUCCUUAAACGAAACUUUUGGGCCAAUUGCGAGGGUAGGUGGUCACUAUUUAGACAACGAGAUAUAUAAAUAAAUAAAUAAACAAAUUAUUAUUCAGAAUAUACCAAAGAUUGUCAAAUUCAAUGACAAAUGUUGAAAAGUUAAAUUUUAAGUUCGGAAUCGGAAAGGGAAAGCUCAAGUUUGGCAGAUCGUUAUGAUCAAGGUAUUAUGAACAGCGAAAUGGCAAAAGACGUGAGGCGAUAUAGAAAAAAAAAAGACGAAAGAGAAAAAAAAACACGUAGAUUAGCGUAUAAUUAAGUAAUACUUUCUCAAUCUUACACUCUCUGACCUCAAUGACCAACCCUACUUUGAUUAGCUAAAAAUAAGAAAAAAUACCGAAACUUUUUUAUAUUAAAUAACUAUAAUUAUAUAUCUUAAAACUGAAAUUGAUAAACUAAUAAACUUUUCUUUAAGUAAAGCAAAAAGUAAAAACAAAUUUUCAUCACUACUCUAAACAACCGUGUUUGAUUAUCUUGGUUUAGAUCCAGGAGAGACGUAAGAUAUCAGGUCAUAUUGAUGAGUUCUACAAGAAAUAUCUGACGACUGAUGAGACGCGAUACACCGAAAUUUUCAUUUGUGUUGACAAUGAAAUGGUAAGUACUGUUUAUCACAACAGAUCAAUGCUUUGCUUCUUAGGCUGAUUAUCAGAUCAACUGCUCUUACUCUCACCUUUACCUUCAAUUUUACCUAGAUUUAGUUAUGAAGCCAAAAUCCCUCACUCACCCAAUCAAUACAGUCUAAUCUUAGACAAUUAAAUUUGUAGAUUAAAACUUGGAUCAACCGCGUAAUCCCUGCCUACCCUACUGGGUUUCUGUCUCUCCUUAAAGGCGCGUUAUUUUCUUCUGUUCGUAUAUCUGGGAAAUAAGGCAAAGGAGGAAAUUUUGUUCUUCAGUUACACCUCAAAAUCUUUCGAUGACCAGGUUGACGUUAGUUUGUUUGUUUGUUUGUUUUUUCAAGGGUUAUUAGAGUUCGCGAACUCAAAAAUGUUCUGAUAAUUGACCUAAAACUUGAAUUUUCCCCACAAUGAUCAUGUUAUCUGCUUUCAACAGUACCAGAAAUAUAACAGGGAUAAAAAUGUCAUCAAAGAUCGAGUCAUAACAUUAUUAAACACUGUUGAUGCGGUAAGUUAUCUUUGGAGCUUUACCCUAGCUUUCCUUCUUUCAAACCAUUUCUUUAAUCAUCUUUUAUCAGAAGGAAAAGAAAAAAGUGCUUAACUUAGUCGGUUAAAAUCUACGAAAAAUAAGUAAGUCAUUGGGCAGUUUUGUUUAGAGGUGCUUGACCUUUACAGAAAAUACGUAUUUCGAAGGAAAACAUCAGAUUUUGGCUGGAAAUUUCUAUGAAGAUACGAACAUGAUGUACAUAAAGUAUACCGUUGGCAUUGAAUACAAAGUUUCAAUUUCUUUCAAGGUAUUUAACAAAUCACAACGCUUUGAUUUCUCUUUCCCAAGAUCGCUUUAGUAAUUCUCCUUACUGUGUGCUAUGCAAUUCUUAUGAUGUUAGUUCGGAGACUUUGGUAAUGAAUCAACGUAUAAUGCUCUGAUUGAUAUUUCUCUUUAUUCUCAUCACUUGUCUGCUUGAUGAUUGAUUGAUAUUGUGUUGAUGGUGUAAGGAGAAGUUUUGCCUUGGUCACUCUUAAAAGACAUGGUGCAUCAGAAUGUAAUGGUGACUCUGAAUGCCCUGUGUCAGAAUUUCAAAAUUUUCCAGGAUGGGAUCAUGAUUUUCAACUCAUUCAACCAGUUGAGAUGGAUUGUGCAAUUUGUGAAGUUGAACUGCAUUUAAAGUAGUUUGACCAUUUAAACUUCUUCAACCAUUUAAGAUAGAUUAUAAAAUUUGUGAAGUUAAUCAGUCCUCGCUUGCGGGUGAUCAAGGUUCAGGAUGAAGUCGUACCAUAGUCCUAUUUAUAUUUCGUGCUAGUUUUCUUAUCCGUUAUAUCUCCGGGGGGGGGGUGGGUACCUCCUGAAGCCCUCCCCCAGAUCCACUCUGUCUUUGUAUAGAUUAACCCUUUCAAUCCCAGAGAUGACCAAAAACGAAACUGUCCCUUCAUUAUCAAUGCAUUUUUAAAGCAAGAAAGAAUAAUUUCCACUAUUGUUUGAUCUGACUUGAUUUUGUUGUCGAUAAGUACAUAGUCAUUACGCAAUUCUUCUUAUUGCUUAGAUUUCCCUAAUGGUGCUGAACAUAUCAAAAGUUAAUAAAGGAUGAAUUAAUUAUAUACCAACUAAAUAUCUUUUGAUUUUUUGUCUCUUGUAAAGAUCUAUCAGCGAAUCAACAUCAGGAUAGUUCUGAAGUACUUGGAAAUCUGGACAAACAGAGAUCCUUUCGGGCGUGUGCGAAAUGCAGGGAGUGAAUUACGCAAUUUCAGGGCCUAUCGAAAUAAACAUUUGGUGAAAAGGUUCCCUCAUGACAACGCUCUUUUACUAAGGUAAAAUUUUUCAUCCUAAUGAAAGUUUUUUUUCACACUUCCCAACUCAAAAACGUCUUCCGAUUAGAGGAGAAACCUUUUUAAAGAGUAAAAUCCUCUGAAAACCACCAGGAAUCUCAAAAGAUCGAUGGGGGUGGUUUGAGUUACAACACAUGAUCUAGAGUAUAGUGUCCUUCACCUCAAAAAAAUAUUCUUCUCAGUUAACCCUCUAUCAUCUAAUGUCGCUUGAUUGCCAAGAAGAACGAAAACUUCCGUGUCUUGCCAGCUGUGUGGUAGAUCAUUAAUUUGUUUUGAAACUUAUCGGAGAUCAAUGUAAUACUACGCAUAUACUAUACUACCCUACGGGGCUCAGAAAAAAAGCCGAGCAACGCGCAAAAUAUCCGUGGGUAUUGAACAAGGAAUAUUUAUCGCGGAAAAUGGUAAACAGUAGACAACAAAAAGUUCGCUUUUUGUCGUUGGUCGGUCUCGUGAACUUUAUACCUCAGUCGUCGAGGAAAAUAAGUUUUCCAGGUUUAUCUCGCUUAUUUUUUAUUUUUUUUUUUUUUUUUCAGUCACAAAGGUUGGCCCCCGAAUAUUGCUGGUCUAGCAUGGGUCAAUUCGAUGUGUGGCGGAAAUUCAAACUCUAUCAACGCCGUAAGUUAUGCGAAGAAAUAUGAAUUGCAUUGUUUUUGCCUCACUAUGUCCUGAGAUCCUUUAGAAUACUUUCGCCAAUCUCAACGCCAAUCUCGAUCAAACAGGGCAAAAGAAGUAUUAGUCAUGAUUUGAUCCCCGCCGUUUUCCCGCGAUUCAGACAAAUUGCUUUUUUGACUUUGCUUUCCCUUUGGUCCCCUGUGAUCUUUCCCUUUUUCUGAUUGGCUGUAGUAAUUACGAUAUGUUUGGAUUUACAGCACUCAAACGAAAUACUUCCUAAAGUGGCGCCGGCUUUGGCUUUUUCUAAGCUUAAAUUACGCUGGUAGGAGCAUGCUCAAACGUAGUAUAAAGAGAUUUCUUACUCAUCCUAGAAUUUAAAGAUCGACAUAUGGUUAAUGGUAAAUAUUUUUUUCGUAGUGGUCUUAUAGCAGUAGUGUUGGUCCUUAUGUAAUUGUUGCUCAUGAGUUGGGUCACAACUUUGCGUUCAAUCACGAUACUGGUAAGAAUUGUGAAACUUUUGAAAUCAAAUUCAUUUUUUCUCGAUUAUCUUGACAAAAGAGAGCUUUUCUAAUCGCAAAUAGCGGUGGAAUGAUCUUCGCUUAGAGUUGCGUAUGAAAAUAGUUAUGAAAACAUGAAAAUUCACACGAUACCUACAGGGUCUAAUGUCAGAUGAGGAGACAGCAAUACAACUUUUAGAUUUUAACCUAAAUUUUUUUGUGUUUUACACAAAUCUAAUCAAACCCUUAAGUAUUGAUACAGAUUCUCGCAAUACCCAAAAAGAAAUUUUGACUCAGUAGUGUUCGAUUUUUUAAAAAACUAUUUUACAGUUCUUAGCUACUAAUUUUGUUAAAUUGUUCACCUUACCAGUUAUUAUUGUUAUUUUUUCUAAUUUACACAACCUUUCGUCAAAAUGCAGGGACCUGCAAGUGCUUAACUUCACGAGGCUGUUUCAUGGGAAGUACCAGGUAGGUCAUUCUCUGAAACAUCUGGCAAUGAGAUACACUUAAAUUACUUGGUGUGACUGAUUGGUUAGGAUGCUGGACUUGAAAUCUGGUGGUCUCAGGUUCAAGUCCUCUACCCCACCAUUUCCUGGAUUUGUUCUCUGUCGCCACGAGUUCAACUCCUCAGCUUCGCUGUGUAAAUAACCAACUGGUCUGCCCCCUGCCGGUUGGGAUUUUCAAGCACUUUAUGUUUACUCCAGUCAUUAUAAAGUACUAUUGGAUGGCGAUAGAAAUAGCGCUCUAUAUAAAGAGUGUGUUAUUAUUAUAACUUAGUUUCACCUUAAUAAUACCGUCAAUUUUUAUUGCGAUUUGUUCUAUUGUCAUAGUAUUCAAUGACAAUGAAGGUAAACCACUCUUUCUUUCUUCCACGGAGUGCUUAUGUUGAGUUAUUCGACAAAACAUCAUACAGAAACUCAGUCAAUAAAAUACAAUUGAAUACAAAUAAAAUCUUACAAAAAAAUUGGACGAAGGCAGAGGAGCAAUUAAAGUGAAAGACGAAAUCCAUCGUAGUUGUAUGUUUUUCUUGAGUAGGUGAUGUGUACAUAUCUGCUACAUUUACAAUCAUUUAUUGAAAUUUCCCCAAUAUUGAUUUCAGGUCUCGACUUCCAGGAUUUUCGGAUUGCAGCCUUAAAUCGCUUCAAAAGGUCAAUGAUGCAUGCUUGUACAACGUACCAACUUACAAGGUAACCAUAAGAAACCAGAGAAAGGGGGGGGGGGAUAUUUUGGAUGAUAAUUAAUACUAAGAUUAUCGACCUUUUAAGGAGUUCCUUCAUUAAAAGGGUCACCUUUGAAGAACUUUUUAAAACGGCUCUGUAACCUAACAAAGUAAACCAGGUAACUUCCUGGAAUAGUGAUGCAAACUUUAUUCAGGAACAGCCCUAAAAAUUUCGACAAAAUAAAGGUAUCCCCUAUGUAACGAAGUCCUUUCAUACAAGGAACUCAUUUUCCAAUCAAAAUUUGGUUAGCCUUACGAUGAUACUCAAGGGCUUAAAUGUUAAAAAAUUUGGAUGUAACCGUCACAAACAUGGGUAUGGCAAAUUAUAUGUCAGAAAAUAUGUUAUUUGAAAUUCUCAUUUUUGCUGACUGAUUCGGUUUCGAUUGUGGUUAAAAUAUGCACUUCAGAAGCUAGAAGAACAUCUUGAGGCUGUUGGUUCGUUUGAUUUUCCUUUAGGCCUACAACAGUUAUUGUGGAAAUGGCAUACGCGAGAAAGGAGAGGAGUGCGACUGCGGUACCCCUGAGGUUUGUAAAGUUGCAUGAAUGGCAAAUAAUAUAGUCGACCAUAAGGGGAUUUCUCAUUAAUAUUUUAAUAGAUUUUCAAGUGGAAAGGUGACGAUAAGAGAGAAAAACAUCAACCAGGGGAAAUUGCUUGAUUUAGUAUCAAAUUCUCUGGGAUAAUAUCAUGAAAAUGUAUGGCAGUCACUACAGAGAAUUGUUUUUUGGAUCGUGUGAAUGAAAAGGUUAAAAUGAGAGUUGCAUCAACUUUUAGCGAACCGGAACUUUCGUUGUUGGGAAAUAACUACUCUCAGAGAGAAAAAAAGGACUAGCUCGCGUGAAACUCAGUGGCUCAUAAUCGAGCAACAUUUAAAACAAGAGGUUGGCCAGGAGAGUUUUUUCUAAAUGUUGAUAGAUAGUGGUUUCAUAUUAAGAUGCUAUAUCUCAUCACCCUAGCAACCGAUACCCCAGUUGUAUACUUCACAACGAAAUUUCAUAAAAAUGAUGAAUUCUUUAGUAGAAAUGGUAAUGAUCUGAGAAAUAUUCCUUUUUAGAGAGUUCAGGUUCAAAGAUUUUGUUCUGAAAGCAUUUGCGAUAAAUUGCUUUGUGUUUAUUUAAAUUGCUUUAGCUUGGGAUUUAUUGUGAUUUCCUUGCAAAGGCUAAUGUCAUCGUAGGGACAUAUUGACCUUGUAACUCCCAUGGGCGACCAAGAAGAAUUUAUCCUUACAAUAUCAAGCAGACAAGUGAUGAGAAUAAGGAAAAAUAUUAACUAGGCGAUUUUUAGUUGAUCAAAUAUCAAAUUCUAACACCACAAGAAGUAUAUGACAGACAGUAAGGAGAAUUACAAAUGAGAUCUUGGGAGUUAAAGGGUUAAAUUGUCUAACACUUACAAUAGCUGACUACUUUCACGACGUGACAACGUUCAUUCUUCGGACACGAUCAGGAAUGAUGAAAACGGUUUUUAAUCUCCUCAGAUGUGCCAGGCCAAAGAUCCUUGCUGUGUACCUCACAACUGCGUCCUUAAAAAGGAAUCACAGUGCAGUGACUUACAUCACUCAUGCUGCAAGAACUGCCAGGUAACAAAAUAAUCAAUAAUCCCUUCAAUAUUACGGACUCAUGAAACUGAGAAGCGUUGACUGUUGGAUGAAAUUUAAAGAAGGGUUAUAGACAUUGAACUGACAACAGCUGCUGUGAAAAAGUGUCCUUUUAAGUAGAAUAUUGGUCUGGAUUUUAUAUUCAUCUUUUUCUGGUAUUCCCUCAAUUGCAGCUCACGUGCAAGGGCUUUUCUUUACUUGAUUAUCAUCCACAGGUCAAAACAUUAUCUACUUCUUUUGAUUAUGAAUGAAAAUACGAUAGCACGGGCGCACCUGUACGGUUAGACAGCAAACGUACUUUAUAUUUUUAGGGUAUACUUGCGGAAGAAAAUAAGAAACUACACCAUAGGAAGAAAUACUGUUUUUUCAAUUGCCUAAAAGAUCAAUUUUCUCGCUAUAAAUGCGUGGUAUAGGAUCCAAAAUAAUUGUAACAAAUAAAUCAAAGUGUUUCAUCCUUGAAUCUUACGGUUCUUUGUGCUUUACGCGAUCUAACGGCGUAUUCUGACUCUCGUUUAGUUUAAGAAACGAGGAACGUUAUGUCGUGGAGUCCAAACUGAUUGUGAUGUUCCAGAAUAUUGCACUGGUUCCUCAAGAGACGUAAGCAAAUAGAGAAUUUGACUCAGAAAUUAUUGUGUCAUAAAAACCACCGAGUAGUAGCUAUCAAAUGUGAGUUUGUAAAAAUAUGUUAUUGUUAUUGUUAUUAUAUGUUAUUUGGUUAUAUACAAAAUAAAACAAACACACGGCGCCAGAAAUUGUCAGAAUGUUAGCUGCAAAAUUCAUGUGCAUAACUUUAUCAAUUCACCUGCCGAGGUUACCACCAGCCGUGUGUGUGAACCUUUAAAUCACAAUACCUGUACAAUAGCGUAGGAGUCAGUGUAUCACUCAUGUCUAACAUAGCUUGGGUUUUAAUAUCGAUAAAAGAAUUGUUACUUUAGAUUACUUCAAGAGCAAAUCCCAAUGUUGUUUAAUUGCCAAGCUUAAGAAGCUUCACAGUUGAUCACUCUUACUCUUUCAGUGUCCUGAGGAUGCUUACAUCAUUAAUGGAUAUCCAUGCAGCCAGGCGAAAACCGUACGUUUCUCAUGAUCAGAGAGAUAGCAUGUUACAUAGUGCAAAACGUUUUUCACUUUUACAGAAGUGCCACUAAGUUCUGCCUUUAAAUAUUAUUAAUUUACCAGUAAUGCGUAUAACUAGGUGACCAGCACUCAUUUCAAACGAAGAAUACUACCAUCUACUCGUCACCUACCUUUAAUUUUGCUUUAAUCUCGUCGGUCUUCGAUGUGAUUCCUUUCCUCUGCAAUUUUUCUUCUCGUUUGCUUAUUUCCACGAGAAUGGUUUGGACAAAAACCAAGUAAUUCAUAGCAUGAAAAAAACAGAUUUACCUUUACUUCUCUUUGCUGUUUUUCUUUUAAAUCCGUGUACAUCUAACUCGCUUGACUAAAAGCCGGUGAGCAUCGCUGAGUCUGUAUACUUUGGGUUGUGAAGAUAAAUUUUGCCACCUACGAGUUACAUUUUAAUUUCUUUGCGGAAAGUCCUUGUGUUAAUCAUUGAAUUUUUUUCUCUGAAAUUAUUUGAAGGUUAUACAUGGAAACACUAACUUCUAUGGUGUAGUCGCAAGGGACUUGAACCCUAUGGUCAACGCUCGAUAUCUUCGUAUCAAUCCUCAAUACUGGCAUGGCUGGCCUUGUCUAAGAACCGACUUCAUGGGAUGUUCUGCGGGUGAAGGUAAUGAUAUGCUACAAUUCUACUCAACGUUGUUGAGUAUGUACCAGACACUUGUGGUCAUUGUGCCAUGACGUGUUCUGUAAACCAUGAAGAUCAACAGUGCAAUGUCCUCUGAGUUGAAAUAGGAAGACUAAAGAUAGCGCAAACAUGGGUCCGGAAGUCAAAUAACCAUUCUAUUCUAACGUGUUUCUUUACGCUCGUUUUUACAGCAAAUCCAACUGCCCCUACACCGUUGAAGUCAUACAACCUUGACUUUUGUCUGACUCCAUCAAGCAAGAGUUGUUCCCCACGUGACAACGACCCCAUCAUAUUUGUAACCGGUAGCAGGUGCUCAGAGAGACAUUUUCAAUUCAUUUUCAAAGACGGAUUGUUACGCCACGCUUGCAGUGGGAAAUUGGUCUGUCCCGAAAAUGGCGGGACUCAUAAUGGUGCAAAGAUUGUUGUCAGCAGGACUUGUAAAGUUGCAGACUCGAAAUUAGUACGAACCGUAGGUAAGUCCGAAGAAAUGCAUAUUUCCUUUUAAAAUUUUCACCGCUUACCAACCUGAAGGAAUUUCAAUUAAUUGCAUUCUUUUUUUUUUCUGAUGGCUAGUUGUUUUGUUUGUUUGUGCACUUGAUAGGGCGAUCUUUAAAGCACGUUAAAUCUGGCAGAUGUAUUCAUACUUCUGGAGCCUGGCCAGGAAACGGGAGACAGAUGGUACUGUGGUCUGGAUGCGAUGUGCAAAGGCUACAACUGUGGUUCGGGAAACAAGGUAAACUUUCUUGCCACAUACCACAUCUUUUAAGUAUAAGUUGCAGGAAAAGCGGUGGUCACGUGGUUAACGCGACGGUUUAUAUAGAAAAGGUCCUCUUUCAAACUCUGGGUGGGCCCUCUUUUGCUGUGUGGGAGAGACACUGGCCCCUCUUGGCGCCUUAAAUCCUAUCCAUAGCAUCCAAUUUUUUCAAGAACUUAAUUUCGAGUUAAGAAAAUUGGCAUAUACUUUCCUUUCAACACAGUACAUGGUACUAAAUCGUAUACUUAUAGAUUGUGUGGAGCCACUUGGAAUGCAGAACGGUGAAAUCAAAGACCGUCAGAUUACUGCUUCCUCAGUGAGAGGUCAAGAAUUCGCUUAUUAUGCAAGGCUCAAAGGAAAAAACUACUGGUGUGCCGAAGCCAAAAGAAAAACUGAAUAUCUACAAGUUGACCUGGGAAAGGUACGUUUUGAUAGUAGAUAAGAAUAGUCAGAUAGUUUGAGAAAAAUGCAAAAACAGAAUAUAAGGAAAGAUAUUGAGAAGUUUACUCAGCACAAGCGCCUAAGUAAAUAUAUGUUAUUUGCCGGCUGGGAGGUCCGUAUGGUGAAAAACUGUGACCGAGGUCUUGAAAAUACUGCCCGAGGCCGUAGGCCGAGGGCAGCAUUUUCAAGACCGAGGUCACAGUUUUUCACCAUACGAACCGACCCUUAGCCGGUAAAUAACAUAUUUAUUGUUUUUAAACUUGACGAAAUUCUUUCCGAAAGAACCCUAAUGAUUUAUGGACGUAAAUACGGCAAGAUCUUUCAUAAACUGAACAAUUUUUGAGUGGGUAAAUGGUAGUUAAAAUAGAGGUGAUGCAAAUUUAAGAGAGAUGCCUCAGCGAAACAUUUUCAUUUCCGUAACGAUAAAGGUGAUUUAAAAGGCUUCCAAACAAACUUUGAAACAUUAUUUUUACAAGUAUCUGUCACAAUCUGACACCUGUCAAUUAGAGAGCGCGCAAGAAAAAAAAAAUCGUGGGAACAUUUGAAAACCAACAGAACUAGUUUGGCAAGGACUGUCACAACAAUGUUUUCUUCAAAAUCAGUUAAUGAUCUAACGGAAAGUAUUAUUCACUCUCAUCGACCAUUCAUUCAUGUACGAAGAUUUACCUCUGUUCAUUAAGUAAACGGCGAGGAAAGUAAUUGUGAGUAAAUUCAAUUUUUUUAUUUUGAAGUUGUGAGAGUUUGCUCGUUUGUUUGCUGUAAUGGCGUGUUUAACUCUGAUCUUUCCUUCACAAAAACUAAAUUCGAACGGCACACUCCAACGAGACACAAGGGAAUUUGUGCUAUUUAAGGUACAAAUGUCCAAAUUGAACGGAAUUGGAAAGACUCACCAGGAGCGUAUAUUUGUUGUAGAACUUAAAUUAAAACUUCGCUCGCUCUUUCACUAUGAACAAAUUGCUCGAGAAAAUUCAGAUAUUAAAUGAAUGAAAGUUCCAUCGUUCAGUUUAACUGUAACCAAAUACCUCACGUUUCAACUUUCUGGGUACUUUUUGUGAACGAUUAAAAUUAAUUGCAGACGGUUUUUAGGCCGCUUGUCAACCAACGUAAUGACACUAUUGUUUAUACAAAUUCAUUCUGAAACCAAUAUUUUUCUGUCAACCAAAGUGAUUUGAUAGAGAGAAAAGAGAGGAUUCAUAAGUUAUUUAUCGGCUUGAGGUAGUGACCGACGUGUUUGCUUAAAAAUACUGCCCAGCCGGAAAACGAGGUAUAUUUAUGAAAAAUGACAACGAAAGUUGGGAUGUACUCGGCGACUCACGAAAGCGUUACCGUGGCCCGUGGGCAGAGAUAGGAAAAUACUGACCGGGUAAAGAACCAAUCAGAUUGCAAGAUUCGUUACCGUGCCCUCUAAAAAAACAAUAAAUUAAGUUAUUACCCUUUACAAUAUCGUAAGGAAACUCGUGAUUUAGUUCUUGUUUAAAAGUUUUGAGGAUAUAUAUAUAUAUAUAUAAUUUAGUUUAUUUUGGACUUUGUAUCGUUUCGUUCUUGCAACAAGCCUUUGAGAAAUGUUGAUUAUCGAACACUUGUUGUCCCUUUUCAUCGAAAAGGAACUUCUUAUUUCGUAUUUUUUUGUAGUAGAAUUUUCAUUUUUGAACGAGGUAAAUAACUAACUAUAAGAAUCUUAGAUACUCUAAGGCGGCUUUUACAAUGAAAUCUUGCAUUCUGUUCUAAGCUGUCCUCAAAUUCAUUAGACAGUGCGUUGCAAUGUAGUUCAAAUUCAUUAGAUUGUGCGUUGCAAUGUAGUUUGGAAUUUGUACUAAAGAUUAAAGAAUCUCUAUUACCCGAUUUAUAUCAAGAGGUCAUACAAUAUUCAAAAACAGCCAACUGUAAUCGAUUGUCAAAUCUCAAAGGUGAAAGCUUUACAUACAGUGUUGAUUCAGUGGUAACGGGUUAUAAAUUGAAUUCAUUAUGUUUGACGCACCAUCAUUUCAGAGUCAUCUCCUACGAAGCCACCUCCUGCCCUCAGAGCUACCUUAAUAUAACUGAUCAUCCUUAAACAUUUUUAUCUUAAUUGUUACAUUAAUACAGGGUCUUUUCUAUAUUACCUUUUCGUCCUUUUACAAUUUUAGGUUAAAACUGUCAGUAAAAUCUUGAUGCAAGGACGUGGAAGCUGGUACUACUGGGUGACCGGCUUCUUCUUACACUACAGUUCUGAUGGCCGGCGGUGGAAAACGUACUCUGCGAGUGGUGACGAAAAACAGUCCGAUGUAAGCUAAGGAUAUUGUAAUCAUUCGCAGUCAGUUGUUUACCUACUUCUGAAAACCACUCUCAUUUUCUUUCCUAUCUCAGUCCUUCUGUUAUCUUGGAAAGUGCAGCGAAACUCUUGACACUCAGUGUAAGGACUUAUGGGGAGCUAGUAAGUAAAUAUGCUCAUUUUUUCCUCCUUGUAUGUAACCUAGCGUUUUGAUACAAACACUGUUUGCCUUUACUUCAAUUUAUCAAAUAUUAUUUAAGUAUUUGUAUGUUAUCUACAAUCUAUUUUAGUUGCCAAUUCAAUGUUUUUUUUUUUCCUAAACAAAGGUGUCUUUCUUCAAGGUACAUGAAUUAUUUCAAACAUGAUUUUUUUUAGUUAAAUACUUAAAUAGACGACACUACGAGUACACCCGACAGGAGCUGGACCUAAAACCCUCAAAUGAGAAAAUUUGGAUGCUCAAAGCCUUUCGGUUCAAUUAUGGUUAAUUGGCGUCUUUCUGCGCUCCGACGAAGGGCUAACGCUCGAAACGUCAGCUUUUGAACUCUAUACCUGUGGCCAAUUUACAGUAUCAACUUGGUUGAUAAAACAAAAUUAACUUGUUUUACCCCUAACGACGCAGCACCUCUGUUCCUCCAAAAACUUACCCCCUUUACUCAUUUGAUACUAACUCGACCUAUUACAGCCGCCAAAACCGCUGACCAGGGAUGCUAUGACAAGCUGAACACUGAGGCUAGAGGAUAUGGUACAUGUGAUCCAAACACCAAAAAGAGAUGUGCUGCAAGGUACAUGACAUUCUUUUUAGUGAGCGUAGUACCAUUCCUAAGAAAAUUAAUCAACUUAUCAAGUGUACUUUACAAACUACAAGAAGAGCGCUCGAUAAACAGCCAAAAGAAGAUGACAUAACUCUUUGUUUUAAAUAUAUAAGCAUCUUAAGCUUUUAUUAAAAAAGCGAUUUCGUUUCAUGAGCAAAAAAGAAAAGUAAUAAGAAAAUGUCUGAUUUAACCAUUAACAAGAGUCUUUAAACUCGACCUAUGUAAGAUUUCAUUAAAGUCCUUUUAACUAGUAAAUCGAGUUUCUCACGUUCUGUGUAGUGAGGUGUAUCAAGUUCUUAGCUUGGCAUCAACUAAUUAAUAUAUUUUCUCUAAGGGAUGUUUUGUGCGGCCAGCUGCAAUGUGAAGCGGACGAAAGCAGAAAAAAACCUGUUGUUGAUUAUGGACGGGCCAGAGACAAAAAAAUUAUUUUGCCUUCCGGGAAAAAAUGCAAGUUAGUAUUACUUUCUUUUUGUUCCUCUGAGAAAAAGGGGUCAACAUAUGAAGUGCCUAUCGUAAGCUAGAUAAUAAGGACGAGUUUCAAAACGCGAGACUCGUGGUUUUUUACUUUGUCUUUGCGAUUUGACUCUUAGGAAUUUCUCUGUUUGAGUAAAUCCAUAUUUGAACUUCCAUUAGAUGCCUUCUGUUCAAUUCCCUUACCUAUCUUUGGAAACGAAACCAUUAAAACUAACAAUUGGAAAAAAAAAUUGUUUUAUCACUUUUGGAUCAUAUUUUCAACAAAUGCAAAAUCACUUAGUCAAACGCGGUUUUACUUCUUACAGCGCUGUAGAACUGAAAAGUGGUGACAGUAUUGGACUGGGAGUGGUAAGAGAAGGAACGAAAUGUGGACGCAAUAAGGUACGAUACCAUUGCCCUCUUUUUAAUACCCUUUCCGGAUUCGUCCCGUCAUGCAGGCUAUUAAUUUUAUAUCCAAACACAAUCUCAAACACUUGUAACGUUUCCUGUUUCAUAAAUACAAAGCCGUUUUGGAAAAAACCGACCCCUUUCAUACACCAUGAUCCACGCUACAUCUCACAUUAGGAAACAUUUUUCUGUACAAUCAAUUCAUCGUAAGAAUAGUAUGGAAGAACAUCAACCAUUAGGUCACAAGAGUUAGUAGAGUUCCAUGUUAAAAAAAUUUCUAUGAACAUGGAGAAUAUAAUUUUAGAAAAAUAAGUUCUGGGUUAAUACUUAGUGAAGAGUGCUUUCGGUGUUCUUCUAAGAACAAAUGUGAGUCUGUUAUCUCAUGUCCAUCCAACCUCCGCACGAUUCCACCUCUCCACAAUACGCUGUCUGUCUAUAUAAAUACACUGUGAACCCUCUUUCCGGGUUAACAUGUUUACCUUGGUCUGAAAGUUUACUCCUGUCUAUGUCUGUCUAAGAUGUGUAUCAAUAACAAGUGCCAGUCACUAAGUUCUCUCAAUCUGGUUGGCAAGUGUCCAGUGGUCGGCAACAAAGAGUGUGCGGGAAGAGGGGUAAGUAAUUAUUAAUGUUGAGUUCGUGAGAAGCAUAAAAAAAGGAGCUAAUAUUUCCAGGUUUUGCCGGGAAAUUCUACGCAGUUAAUGUUUUACACCAUCGUCCAAGCGAAAUCAAUUUUUCCCACUUAACUGUCUGUAAUUUGAAAGGAAUGAACAGCUGUCAGAAGAAAACAAUAAUCAUAUGGAUUCUCAACGAACUGAUAUUUGUUAUUGACUCAGCAUUAUUCGCAGAAAUUGUUCUGCCUCUGACUUGGAAACUCUUUUAGAAGCUUGCGUAGUAAAGCUCUUGCCAUAAAAUAUUCAAAUGUCUUUUUGGGAAGUGAAUGCGAUUGAAUGGAAAGCAGUGCAAUGUGAAUUCGAAUGUAUAAGUGUAACUUGAAUCAAGAAAUUUCACUGAAGUCAUAAAGAAUUUUCUAACUAAAAUUUUAAUCAUUACAAAAUGUUUCUAGGUCUGCACUAAUAAAAAGGUUUGCCAUUGCCAAGGAGGAUUUAAUCCCAAAAACGGUUGUAAGUCAGGUGAGAGCCGAGCGUUUUUUCUCUGAUGUUCAGAUUUUCUUUUUAGUGAGAGAUAUCUGCUAAUAUCUCUUGCGCUUCGAACAUCCUUGUGCAGAACUGACUUCACGUGACGGGGCCUGGGGUGAGUGGUUCCCUGGUUUUAUUUAUAUGACCAAGAUCUCAGAUAGGGUGUAAAGCAGAUGGAUGAAAAGCAAUUUGACAUUUUAAAUCAUAUCAAUAUACAAAUGAGCGAGCGAAACUACAGAGAAAGACACGACGCUUCCAAACAUGACUGUCAUCAAGCGUCGGCAUCCCCAAAAUCCGACCGAGCGGCCAGUAAAAAGGCCAUUUUUCACCUAUUAUAGAGUCGUGAUUCUUAUAUAUAAGAAUCUUUGAAUUCAAUUUAUUAUCAUUUGCGUGCAGCUACUAAAAAUUUGGUAGACUGUCCAUGUGCGAAAAACAUAGUGAUAGAGGCCAAUAGGUCCAGAAACUGUAAGUCAAACCGAUAAAGCCAAGAUUUUCCUGAAAAAGGUUUAUGAUUUGCUGUAUUUGGCAAAAUAAUAAACAAACCCAGUCUGAUUAUUCUGAGGACUACCCUUAAACUGAAUUUCUUAUCAAAUUAAAGCUGUGAGGUAAUGGCACAAGAAUGGCAAGUAUUGGGCAUUGAAUGCUCAUUGCAAAAAGUCUGCCUAUUACGUGUCUAAGAACUGCCGUAAGAAUUGCAAUUUUUGUUACGGUAUUAUAACCACUCAAUGAAAACUAUAAAACAGAUUAACCAAAAGUUGAAACGUUCUGAUAAUGUUUUAUUGCUGUAAUAUUUGAUUGUAAUAUGAUAACUAUGACCUGACGAGUCUAACUAACAUCACUAGAAUAGUAAAACAGACACCAAGAAGAACUACUAAUGAGAUCUUGGAAGAGAAAAUAUAUAUAUGGAACUAUUUUUUCCCUUGGUAACAGGUGAAGAGAAUCCCGAACACUCAGGAGGAGGAGGAGAAUCUGGAGAUGAUGAAGACGAUAUGAGCGAGGAAGACGAUGAGAUGGAAGAAGAAUAUGAAGACGACGAAAAAGUUGAAAAACGAGAGAAAGAUUACGAAGAAGACCAAGAUAUGUUCUUUGGUGAUAAGUAAACAUUUCUGCUCUAUCAUCACUUUAACUGGUGAGAAUCAACGUUGUAACUCUUCUCGUUGGCAAUUCUAAUUCAAGAAACUAAUCAACUGAAGUUUUAAAAACAGACUUUAGUCUUUUUUAUCCUAUAGUAUGUUAGAAUUUAUUGUUGUAUCGUGUAAUCAUGUCUUUUUUAAUUAUGAUGUAAUCUGCUCCGCUUCAGUGGCCAAGGCUGUAGUGCAAAGCUUUAAACAUUUUUGGGGUUAUAUCUUUAUUAGUAUUCAGGGCUAUAUCUUUACUGUAAUCUUGGUGUGGAGUUGGAAAUUCUUAUGCAAGGAGCUAAUCACCUGAUUUUUUAGAACAAGCUUUAGUCUUAUUUAUCCAAUGGUAUGUUAGAAUUUAUUGUUGUAUCGUGUAUUCAUGACUUUUUUUAAUUACGAUGUAAUCUGCUCCGCUUCUGUAGCCAAGGCUGUAGUGCAAAGCUUUAAACAAUUUUGGGGUUAUAUCUUUACAAGUAUUCAGGGUUACAUCUUUACUGUAAUAUUGGUAUAGAGUUGGAAAUUUUUAUUCAAGAAGCUAAUUAAUGGACGUUUGAGAACAAGCUUUAGUCUCAUUUAUCCAAUAGUAUGUUAUAAUUUAUUGUUGUAUCGUGUAAUCAUGAAUUUUUUAAUUACGAUUUAAGCUUCAGUAACCAAGGGUGUAGUGCAAAAACAUUUUUGGGGAUAAAUAUUUUCUAGUAUUCAGGGUUACAUCUUGACUGUAAUCUGAGUAUAGUCUUGGUAAUAAAACCAAUAUUCAG
This is a messenger RNA of Pocillopora meandrina, 18516 nucleotides long. The record is from the annotation of a GenBank genome assembly. NCBI's taxonomy places the organism in Eukaryota, Metazoa, Cnidaria, Anthozoa, Scleractinia, Pocilloporidae.